Molecule: messenger RNA, 4368 nt
Organism: Cryptococcus wingfieldii CBS 7118
Lineage: Eukaryota; Fungi; Basidiomycota; Tremellomycetes; Tremellales; Cryptococcaceae
Product: cadmium ion transporter
Exons: 23
Coding region: 1-4368 (1455 amino acids)
Biological process (GO): transmembrane transport
Cellular component (GO): membrane
Molecular function (GO): ATP binding; ABC-type transporter activity; ATP hydrolysis activity
Source: RefSeq, a predicted model, not a curated record
AUGAUCCCGUUCUACAAGCCUGUACCGGCAGCGCCUGGGGUCUUCCAGGGUCAGCCUCUUCCUGAAGCCAAAGCUAAUAUAGUGUCUCGUAUCCUAUACCACUGGGCUACUCCAGUCAUGCGUGCUGGCUACUCCCGGCCCCUCGAGCCUGAUGAUCUGUGGAGCUUGACUGGCGACCUCGAGUGUAAAAAUAUCGCCGAUCAGCUACGGGCUAAUUUGCUCAAACGCACCCCUCCGUCAAAACGCGUAUCACCGUCACAUCCAUCUCCAUCAUCAGCCUCGUACCCCCGUCCCCGGCAUCAGCGAACCACCUCUCGCAACAGCCAUGGGCGAUAUUCCACAUCCUCAUCGAGAGCGUACUUCAAGCAGGCGCGGGAGAGUAUGUUUACGAUCGAUGGUGCUGAAGGCUAUGCGGUGUCCCACGACUCGGCACAUCUUUUGACGAUGGUGGAUGAAUCCGAGGAGGAUACGAGGCUGCUGUCCAAAGACAAGGAGGAGAGUGAAGGAGAUAUCGUGAAAAGGUAUGGGAAGAAGAAGGCGAAGAGGAUCGAAGACGGCGAGCUCGCGGUGGAGGAUGGCAAAGAGUACGAUAUGAGCUUGAUCAAGGCCAUGUACGCUACGGUCUGGUGGGCGUGGUGGAAAGCCAUAAUCAUGAAAGGGUGUGCUGCCGCUUUACAAGUCACAUCGCCUCUCCUCACAAAGAUCCUCAUCGAGCAGCUCACAACCGCACAUCAAUACUACACCGGCCAAUCGUCAGACCAGCCCAAAUCCAUUGGGUACGGGAUCGGAUUGUCUUUCGCGCUGUUUGCUAUGGUGCAGGCUGCAAGCUUGUUUUCGUAUCAGGCGUUGCAGAGAGGGUCUGUGAUUGGCUUUAUGAUGCGCGCUGCAUUGAUCGAUCUGAUCUCUCGCAAAUCGAUGAAGCUGUCAAGCUCCGCCAAAGUCGAGAUGACUUCCGGCAAAUUGACCACCAUGGUAUCGGCAGACGCCUCCUUCCUCGACUUUUCGGCGCCAAUGACGUUGGAUCUAGUUGUGCAGCCCGUCCAGAUUUUGGUUGGUUUAGGGCUGCUCAUAUGGACUUUGGGAUACUCUGCUCUCGUCGGUCUAGCGGUCCUUGCUCUAGCAGGUCCUCUCCAAGCUUUCAUGUUCACCCUCAUGGUCCGCACCCGUAUCACCCAGCUCACCCACGUCGACGCUCGUGUCCGGCUUCUCUCUGAAACCAUUACCUCCAUCCGCGCUGUCAAGCUUUUUGCCUACGUCGCCUAUUUCUCGAACAAAGUCACCGAGCUGAGGAAGAAGGAGUUGAUAUAUCUGAGGAAGAAUGGAUUUAAUCGGGCGAGUAUGAAUGCUACGAUGGCGGUGAUACCGACAUUGGCUGCUGUUCUGACGUUUGUGACGUACGGUCUCACUGGUCAUGCCCUUACUCCAUCGAUCAUCUUCUCCGGCCUCCAAUACUUCAACGUUCUCAAAACACCUAUCGCCUUCCUGCCCAUGUGCUUCACCGCCGUCUCCGACGCUCUCGUCGGUAUCGGACGUAUCGGCAAGCUGCUGCGGAGCGAGGAGUUGCCGGAAGGAGUCAAUGUGAGGGCGGAAUCGAAGUGGGCUGUGGAUGUGAGGGGAGAUUAUCAGUUUGAGAAGCUUCUCGUCGAGAAGAAAGAGGAGGCGGGGUCACAGGACGAAAAGAAGGAAGAGGAGACGCCGUUCAUGCUGAAGGGGGUCGAUAUGAGGAUACCCAGGGGCGCGUUGGUGUGUGUUGUAGGGAGGGUGGGAAGUGGUAAGAGUGCGCUGUUGGCUGGCUUGAUCAAUGAGAUGAAGCAGGUACAGGGGCAUACGAUCUUCGGAGGGUCUGUGAGCUAUGUACCACAACACCCAUGGAUUCAUUCGGGGACCGUUCGGGAUAACAUCACCUUUUCUUCAAGACCCGAGGAGAUUGAUUGGGCUAGGUAUAAUGAGGUCGUCGAUGCUUGCGCUCUUCGAUCCGACAUUCAUGCCAUGGCAAACGGUGAUCUAACCAACGUCGGCGAGAAAGGUCUUCUCUUGUCGGGCGGCCAACGCCAGCGCAUAUCCCUUGCUCGAGCCGCAUACCACCCUUCCUCCAUCAUCCUCCUCGACGAUCCCCUCUCUGCCGUCGAUGCCCAUGUCGCUCAUCAAAUCCUCUCGGACUGCAUCUUCUCCGGCCCACUCGCCAAGCGUACCAGGAUCAUGGUCACCCACCAGCUGGAUCUAUUGCCGAAAUCGGACUGGAUAGUCGUUAUGGAGAACAAUGGGCAUGGAGUGGGAAGAGUGGGACAGAUGGGCAGCUGGGAAGGGUUGAAGGGACGGGGAAUGUUGGGUGAGAUGACGAAAGAAAUGCAGGCGAAGAGAGAAGACUUUCGAACGCCGACACCAUCGCCCUCAGCUGCACGACACCCAAUCUCGCCAGUCAAGCCGAGUACGAACGAAAAGACGGACGACACGAUGGAAGAAGAUCGACAAACUGGGACGAUCCCUUGGUCGGUGUAUACAAUCUAUCUCAGGGCUAUGGGCACACCCCUUUGGGGCAUCGUCUUUGGCUUGUUCUUGAUUUUGACCCAGGUGGCGAGCGUUGGGAAUAGUUUGCUGUUGGGCUUUUGGUCUUCCAAUAGCUGGGGUCUGAGUCAAGGCGAGUAUAUGGCCAUAUAUGGCGCAUUAGGCAUUGCCAUUGGGCUUUUCACUUUUGGAGCCUCGUAUACCAUGUUCCUUGCCGGUCUCCGAUCGUCGUAUACGUUAUUUGCUAAAGCCUGGAAACACGUUAUGAGGGCGCCUAUGCGAUGGCAUGACCAGACUCCGAGCGGGAGAAUCAUCAACAGACUGUCGAAAGACAUUGAGAUGCUCGAUGAUAGGAUGGCAUUCGCAUGGGAGACACUGCUGGUGAAUGGCUUAGCUGCUGUCGGUACUUUUGCUCUCAUUCUGUAUGUCUACCCAUGGCUCGGGCUGGCUUUCAUCCCUCUUAUUGUAUUUUAUUACAUUGCCGGUGGAUACUAUCGGCAAACCUCCCGUGAAGUAAAACGUAUUGACUCAAAUACAAGAUCGCAUAUCUACAGUUCGUUUGGAGAGCAGCUUGAAGGGUCCUCUGUGAUACGCGCUUUCGGAAAACAAAACAUCUUCGAAAAGAGGAUGCAGAGUGCUAUCAACGUACAAGGUGCAUUCCCACAAUUUGCGUAUAAGUCUCUGCUAACAACUUGUAGAUGGCUAGGUGUCCGCCUUGACUUCUCCUCCAAUCUCCUCAUUCUUCUCAUCGCAAUCGUCGGUACUGUGCUUCGUGACACCGUCGACCCGUCAUCGUUCGGAGUCGUCUUUUCAUACGCUCUUGCAGCCGCAGCAAUGUUUUCGAAUUUGGUCUCUCUGUAUGCUCAAGUCGAGCUUGAAAUGAACAAUGCCGAGCGCAUCAUCCAUUACACCUCUCUCCCAACCGAACCUCUCGCCAUAUCACCUCUAGACUCUCGCGACUGGCCUUCGAGAGGCGCUGUGGAUUUCCACAAUCUCUCUCUGAGAUACUCUCCUAUUGGACCUUGGAUUCUCAAACAGCUCAGCUUUUCCGUUCGUGCCGGGGAGAAAGUGGGUGUGAUAGGACGAACCGGAGCUGGAAAAAGCAGUUUGGUGGGAGCCCUCAUGAGGGUUGUUGGGAAAGAAGGGACGGAGGGAAAGGUCAAAGUGGAUGGGCUGGAUAUCGAUGAUGUAGGACUUGACACUCUGAGGAAUGGAGUUGGUUUAAUACCGCAAGAGGCAUUCCUGUUCGAGGGCACUGUCAGAGAGAAUCUGGACCCCCUCGAUCAACACAACGAUUCAUACCUCAAUUCGCUUCUCCAUCUCAUCCACACGGAUCCUAUCAUGCCCUCUACUCAAUCGAUGAAGGAGAAGUUCAGGCUGGACGCAUCAGUUGCCGAUGGAGGUAGCAAUUUCAGUGGAGGAGAGAAGCAGCUCUUGGCGUUGAUAAGAGCUCUUGCAAGGGGCACAAAGAUACUUUUGCUCGAUGAAGCCACCUCUUCCGUGGACGGUGAGACUGAUGCGCUCAUCCAAAGGAUAAUUCAGAACCAUUUGAAAGGCGUCACACUCAUCUCUAUUGCACAUCGACUACACACACUCGCGUAUUACGAUCGCAUCAUGGUUCUUGACCAAGGGCGACUGGUAGAGUACGACUCUCCGCUGGUACUUUUCGACAUCAGAGACUCAAUCUUCCGACAACUCUGCGAUAGAGUGAACAUUCGUCGUCAAGAUCUUUUACGUCUUCGACACGACGCGGUAUAUGCGGCUCAAGCUGCACGAGACCAUCAGUCAUUGUAUAACGAUUGGACCUUGGCGGAGCUUUGGGCGCAGAGUGGAGGGUUCAGAAUGUCGCAGUGGUCGCGUUAA